Dermacentor silvarum is the source of this 2832-nucleotide messenger RNA. It is a transcript of the gene KdelR, whose product is annotated as ER lumen protein-retaining receptor. The coding region runs from base 104 to 823 and encodes 239 amino acids. Lineage: Eukaryota; Metazoa; Arthropoda; Arachnida; Ixodida; Ixodidae. Gene Ontology annotation, biological process: endoplasmic reticulum to Golgi vesicle-mediated transport; protein retention in ER lumen. The record is from RefSeq and is a predicted model, not a curated record. The transcript has 5 exons. Gene Ontology annotation, molecular function: ER lumen protein retrieval receptor activity. Gene Ontology annotation, cellular component: cis-Golgi network; membrane; endoplasmic reticulum.
UCUAGCGCCCUCUUAAGGGCGUGUUGCCAAGCCACGUCAGUUGCAGCGCCGCCAUAUUUGCCGGCUGUGAGAGACGCGUUUGUGGUCAUAAAAACGUGCGAAGAUGAAUAUAUUUCGCUUAGUGGGUGACUUAUCCCAUCUCCUGGCCAUAAUCAUCCUCUUGCUCAAGAUAUGGAGGACGCGGUCGUGUUCAGGCAUCUCUGGCAAGAGCCAGAUUCUGUUCUCCAUCACUUACACGGCGCGUUACCUGGACCUGUUCACGACAUUUGUGUCGCCAUACAACAGCGUCAUGAAGGUGGUGUUCCUGGCCACCUCGUACGGCACGCUGUACCUCAUGUACGUCAAGUUCAAGGCCACCAAUGACCGCAACCACGACACGUUCCGCAUCGAGUUCCUCCUGGUGCCCGUCACACUGCUCGCGCUACUCGUGAACCACGAGUUCACCCCGCUAGAGACACUACCCGGCGGCCAAGAGCGUGGGUUUUUCCAAGUGGUGUUCUCCCACGCCACCCUGGUGUUCAGGGACCCCUUGGAGGUGCUGUGGACACUGUCCAUCUACCUUGAGGCGGUGGCCAUCCUGCCGCAGCUGUUCCUGGUCUCCAAGACGGGCGAGGCCGAGACCAUCACCUCGCACUACCUGUUCUGCCUGGGCUCCUACCGGGCCCUGUACCUGCUCAACUGGGUCUACCGCUACUACACUGAGAACUUCUACGACCUCAUCGCCAUUGUGGCAGGACUGGUGCAGACCGUCCUCUACUGCGACUUCUUCUACCUGUAUGUCACGCGAGUUAUCAAGGGUAAGGCACUGAAACUGCCCGCCUAGAAGCAAGCUAGGCUCCCAGCUGUCCAAAGUGCCGCCGCAGACCGCCCUUCCAGACUUUUGAAGGAGGAGGAGGAGCGAGCGCACAGACAACUCGGUUGCCGUGGACGCUUUCUGCAGUCACCCCCCUUCGGCAGCCGUUGUGCUCGGCAGUUCCUUGGAUGCAUCCUCUGUUGAUACUGUUUGUUUUCUUUCUUCUUUCCCGUCUGAUGUCGCCGUAACCCACCUGUUUCUUUUUUUUCUCUCUCUCUCUCUCUCUCGUUUCUUGUCUCAUAUGGACUGAAAUUCACGACGGCCCUGUGCUUCCCGAGUCAAGUCUUUUCUGUUUAUCUUCUUUCUCCACCCUGUGUAAACAACUUCCUUUUAGAACUAGAAACUUGUUGGACGGGGUUUGUGGAUGGCUGCUUGGAGCGGCAUCUCCUCGUCGCCCCACUUGCAAACGACUGCUAAGCGGUGAGCAAUUAGUGUGGUGAGAUAGCCCUUCCAAGAGGGCAGACUGCCAGUGUUUGAAGGAAGUGCAUUCGGCCACAAAAGGUUGCGGGACACUGGUGCCAGGACAAAUGCGAAUUUCCGCUCCAAGGCCGGAUGCUUCUAAUUUAAUGGAACACCACGUAGGUCGCAAGGGCUACUGUAUGCACUACACGCUGGUACGUUGAAUUCUAGGCUACGAGGCUUGAUGGGAAUUCGGCUCAUCUUUGCAAAUUCUAUGUCCUGUAAACUUUUGUGGCCAGCUGUACGCGCGUGCCACGGAACCGAUGGUGCAGCGUCGAGCGCAGCUCCUGGUUUUUCCUGAGCGGUUAUUACUACUAGUCUGUUGUCUCUGAGCACCCACGACGACUUGCGACCCGGCGAAGGUGGAGCAGGGCCAAACUCUCACGCCGCCAUCUGCAAGCCCCGCCCUUGGCUGUCAAUUGUGCGAUGAUGUGCAGCGGCUUUGUUGUGUAGGCUCUCACAUGCUUGCUUCAUUGAGUCUCUUGCCUUGAGCCAAGCAUCUGGAAUGUCACUGUGCACUUUUCUUUUUUUUUUCGUGUUCUUCUCACCGAAUGAAUGAAAGGGAUGUCGGUGUUUCAUAAAGGGUCGUGUCGGGGUGGCCGGUUGACAUCUUGUGUACAGUCUCAGCGAAAAAGAAAAGAAGUGUUCCUCUCCCUCCCUUCUUGCAAGUGUGCGGACGAUUUAUCAUUGUUAUUAUUACUGGUUAUGUACUUUUUUUUUUCCUUUAGUGAUGAGUGCGUGUUUAAAGUAUGGUGAAAGGAGGCAGAUUUCAAUGUUGCACUUGAGUGCUUUCUCAAUGCCAGUGUUCGGUAACUGUCUACCGGAAGUAUAUAUGCAGGAAGAAAUUGGAAAGGGCAUGCCGUGCGACGUUUCGGCUCGUACGUUUUCAGUGCAGCAGCAUCAACAGUGUGUGUGUCUCUCACCGCCAGCUUUUCCUUAUUGCCUUGUGCCGUUGGAUUCUUGCACGUUUACGAUCAGGCGAAUGCACUUCAUCUUGGUCAAACUUGGUCAAAGUAACCACGAAUGUUUGUUUGGGGAACUCUGUCAAGCAGCUUUCCUUCUUUCAUCGUUUCGCGUCGAACGGAUGAUUUCCAGCGACCAUUCGAGCUCUUCUUUACAGAACCAGCGUUUAGUGUAACAGAGCGUGCCAGGAAAUGUACAGUAGCAUCUGUAGCAAUCGCAAAACCGCCUACCUGCUGCAACCAGUGCUGUUUGCAUCGUUUUCAUUAUUUUUUUUUAACGGUUCACAUGUAUUGUACAUACUGGUGACAUGUCACGAUUGCCAGUGUGCGAAAGCGAACAGGUGAGGCACGAAGAAACUUGUGGGCUGUAUUUUUAAAAAAAAGAAAGUGGGUGCUGGGUUAUGGUUUCUACCUGCCUGCGGGGCGUUGCCGACUCCUGCGGAAGACAACACAGCCAAAGUGACUCGUCGGAUCCCACCUUCGCUUCUCUCCUUGUCACUGGCGUGGAUUCAAGGCAUGGAUUGUGGUGCAAAUAAAACAUGGUUUACUGAUUUUGGA